AGUGUGCUGUGGUUUAACCCCCCUCCCCUACCCGUUUAACCUACAAAUCCUAAAAUUAAUGUGAAAAAUAUUUUUUUAGAUAUUUGAUAAUUAAUUUGAGUUAUUAAUUUUCUCAAUGGCUUUGUGGCCGAAAAAAGCAUUCCUGGAGGCAAUAAAUCCUUUAAUUCAGUGUAGAAGAUUUAGGGGGAAAAUAAAUGUCCAGAAACCAAAACCUCCCCAUUUCGAAAAGGCUAAAUUCUUAGCUUUAACCAAGCCAUGGUUUAUUAGUCCGUAUAAAGAUAAAACCUCGGCCGAACUCUGUAAAUUUAAUGUUAAGGUUAAUAAAGAUGAAGAAGAGUUCAAUCCAUUACAGAAGAUUUAUGCAAAAGAAAUAUAUGAUAGACUUACCUCCUCUAAAUUAAUUGUUUUCUUUCAUUAUAAUUCUAUGAAAGCUGACGAAGAAUUCAAAUAUUAUGCCAUGUAUAAGAAACAGGGAAUGGAAUUAAAGAAGUAUGGAAAAAAAUUAAUUAAGGCUACUGUAAAAGGAACACCUUAUGAGGCUAUUUUAGAUUUCUAUGUUACUCAACACAACAUUAUGUUAUUCUGUCCGGAAGCUGAGAUUAGCAAAGUUUUGAAAAUAAACAGGAAAUGUUCUCAACUUGUUUUGUUGGCUGCAAUUUUGGAAAACAGACUAAUCAGCAAAGAUGAUCUUCUAAAGUACAGUAAGAUUCCAAAUGUAGAAACAGCUCAAGCAGAACUUGUUCAAACUAUGAAUAGAAUGGGAAGUCAACUAGUCAGUGAUUUAAAUGCACAUCAAACCACCUUAGUUUCUAAUUUAGAAGAGAGAAUCAAACAGUUAGGGGUAGAUGAUAAAUAAUUUUAUACUUUUGUUAAGAUAUUAUUGUUUUUAAUUAUAAUUAAAUACAGUUAGUUACAUAAUAUGUUAAUAUGUUA
Molecule: messenger RNA, 933 nt
Organism: Diabrotica balteata
Lineage: Eukaryota; Metazoa; Arthropoda; Insecta; Coleoptera; Chrysomelidae
Source: the annotation of a GenBank genome assembly